Amphibalanus amphitrite is the source of this 4029-nucleotide messenger RNA. RefSeq names its product zinc finger protein 567-like. The transcript has 13 exons. The record is from RefSeq and is a predicted model, not a curated record. Gene Ontology annotation, molecular function: DNA-binding transcription factor activity, RNA polymerase II-specific; RNA polymerase II cis-regulatory region sequence-specific DNA binding. NCBI's taxonomy places the organism in Eukaryota, Metazoa, Arthropoda, Thecostraca, Balanomorpha, Balanidae. The coding region runs from base 195 to 2303 and encodes 702 amino acids. Gene Ontology annotation, biological process: regulation of DNA-templated transcription.
CCGGCCGCCCGCCGACGACGCAGCAACCCCGUGCGUGGCGUCUGAGCCGCAUUACAAGAUGGCUGUGCGGUGCAGUAGGCUCCAUUUUGGGAGGGGUUGCUAAACGUGCCGGCGCCCGGCGGGAUCGGCCGCGAAUUCAACUUUGUUGAGGCGGAACUCGACAGGUGGUUCAAAGCGACCACCGGCGAGCCACCAUGGCGCCGACCAAGAGCAACCCGCGGCGCAUCGUCCGAGACACGGGAGAGCUGACCAUCACUCCGACCGACAUCACCGACUCGCCUCCCAAGCGAAACAGCGAGCGGCUGGCCUCCCAGAAGCGCAAGGACGACAUUGUCAGCAAGAUGGCGGAGAUCUUCGAGGACGUGGCGCCGAUGGAAUCGAGCUCGGUGGUGGCCGUGCCAGUGUCCGAGGAUCAGCUCCAGAUGCCCGCCUGUGAAGAUGAGCCGCUGCCAGACAUUACGCUGAUGCCGGUGGCCCGACGGGAGCCGUCCCCUGUGCCGGUCACCGCCGUGGCAGGUCCCUCCAGCGGCGACGGAGGCUACAAUGAUUUCACAGGCCCUGCCACUGUGGAGCCAUACAGCUCAAUGACGCUGCUAAAAUCGGAGCCGGCGCCCAUCCCGGUGGACCUGAGGCCGCCGAUGCGCGUGCUGGAGCAGGGCGAGAUCCUGCUCUCGGACGACCCGGAGCAGGUGCGCGUCCUCAUCGAGCACAACAUCAAACUCAAGGGCACCAUCACAGAUGAGAUGCUGGAGAAGGUGAACCGUCUGCUGGAGCACAUAUCGGCCGACAAGUGCCACUGCUGCGGCGAGAGCAUCGAGACUGCACACAAGGGCGGCGAGUUCCUAUGUGACGUACCCGACUGUCUGAAGACGUUCCGCCUGAAGUCGUCGGUGGACCGCCACAAGCGGGUGAUCCACCACCAGGGAGACGUACACCAGUGUCCGCAGUGCGGCGCGCGCUGUGCUGACAAGGGCACCCUGGCCAGACACAUGUACACCCAUACCGGACUGAAACCCUACACCUGCGAGAUGUGUAACAAGCACUUCAGUCGGAAGUACCACCUGGACCGGCAUGUGAUGCAGACGGGCUGUGACGGCAAACCCAAGGCCGCCUACCCGUGCCAGGUGUGUGGCAAGAUGUUCACCCGCAAGGACAACCUGAGGGAGCACCUGCGCGCGCACGCCGGCCAGGUGCGCCGCAAAAAGUGCUACACCUGCCAGUACUGCGAGAAGCAGUUCUACGGCUCUACGCUACUGCAGGUGCACCUGCGGACCCACACCGGUGAGCGGCCGUACCAGUGCGACUUCUGCGACAAGAACUUCCCCUCCAUCGGCUCCUACAAGAAACACCGUCGGAUCCACACCGGAGAGAAGCCGUACGAGUGCAAGCACUGCGGCACGCGCUUCUCGGCUAAAGAGACUCUGAACCGGCACGUUCGUACGCACACGGGCGUCAAACCGCACACGUGCCAGUACUGCGGCAAGAGUUUCAUCCAGGCGUCGCAGCUCAAGAGUCACAUCUUCCACCACACGGGCCAGGGCGGCUUUAAGUGUCCGCACUGUGACCGCAGCUUCAAUAGGAAGGUCCGGCUACGGCUGCACGUAGAGUACGUGCACGAGGGCAAGAAGGGCUUCGAGUGCGAGUCCUGCGACAAAACGUUCGUUCGGAAGGAGGAUCUGGCGCGACACUCCGUGCUGCACCAGGGUAGCAGGGUACAUCGCUGCCCCAUCUGCGAGAAGACGUUCGCCAUCAAACCGUCGCUGAAAAUACAUUUACUGACGCACACGAAGGAGCCUCCCCGCUCCUGCGAGGAGUGCGGCCGGGCGUUCAUCCGACAGGACUGCCUGCUCCGUCACAUGCGGAAAAAACACCGGGAGAUGCUCGACCAGAUAAUGGCCGAGGCCGAGAAAAAGAAGAUCCAACAGCAGCUCAGCUCGCUCGAGGCCGUUGGUCGCCGGGACCAGCUGGCGGCAGACGAGCUCGAGGUCCGCUCCAAGGGCACUCUGUCGGAGCGCGCGCUGGGCGAGGCGCUCCGUGAGCUCCUCUCCUUACUGGUGGACGAGGCGACGCUGCAGGCGUUCGGCCACCCCGACCAGCCGGUGGAGCAGGUCCUAGAGUCGGUCAUCAGGCGCUGCGGCCACGCGCAUAUCGACGACCCGACCCUCUCCUACCCGGACAGACUCAGGGAGAACGCGAAGCUGUUGUUCACGGUGGUGAUCGACGACAACGCCGUGAAGACGCUGCUCAACAGCCAGACGGUGGAUGAGGUUAUACUGCACGUUCUGCGACUGGCCAAGUCCUAGGGACCGCCCUUCGUGACCGGUAGUGCCGUCUGUUGAAGUCCUGCGACUGGCCAAGUCUUAGGGACCGCUCCCGCGGGUGACCGGUAGUGUGUCUGGCGGAGAAAGCGUGGUGGAUGAUCGGCACACGGCGCAGGACGUGCUUGGAUUCUGCAGGACACGCUCGGUGGAGUCAUGGAUGAAGUAUUCCUGGAUAGGACACUCCCUAUUCCCCAACACUAGCGCCGGCGACCAAGCGGCCGCCCUGGUGGCGGAGCUCCGAAACAUCGGCGGCGAGUGCGCCGGCGGCCGCCACACCGGCUUGCGUGCUAAAAACGCGGUAAUUGAGGGCGAAAUUAGCGAACUUUAGCUCAUAAGACACAAUUUCAGACACUUUAGACAUAAUUUUUAGUCCUUUCUUAUAAUCAUUAUGGCUCCAUUUAGUCACUAUCACAUACGGAAUCAUUACGUGAUGCCCAUAAACUGAGCCGGUAUUCUUGACUUGCCGAUGCAAUUUAUCAUCAAAUAUCAUCGUUCCUCGGCAGUCAAACAAGCUCCUAUUGAUGAUUUAAUACAAAUAUCAACUUACUUUCAUGUUAUCGCAUAAAACUUAACUUUAUUCCAACAUUGGCUCUUCGGCUGUAAUCACGAACCCUCACUUGUCAGCAGAAUUUAAGCAACUUCUUAAAUCAAAACUGGGAAAAGAAUAUUUCCAUGACAUUCCUCAAUUCCUAUUCUACCUGGUUCACAAAAAUUUUCAUCAAAAUCGGUUAUAGGUAAGUAAUAAACGACAAAAGUAUACAAAAAGACACGCUCCGCCCAUAGCCCGCAAUGCUAAAAUGGCGCCAGCGCCCUCGCCGUCGGGAAAUCCGCCGCCGCCGCCGGGUGGUCGGAAAAUCGGCAGAGUGUCCGAUCCAGGAAUACCUAAUCCAUGGUGGAGUUAUGUAUUAGGGCAAUACAGCUGCGUGAUUAGCCCGGAAAGGAAAGCGCGAGUUACAUUGGACAAAAAGCAGGGGUGCUCACGCCGAGGAGGUUGUCGCUAAAAGGCACCAGGGAUGUCGGUUGAUGACAACGGUUUUGCAUAAAGAGGGCCUCUGAGAAGCUGAAGCGAUGUGAUGAUGCGUUUUAGGGUGGUUGUAGGAUAUGAAGCCCGGUGCACUUGCCCUAGAUAGUGUACAAAACGUAUCGCCAGUGGUCGAGACAGUGACGACUGAGGAAUGAUUGGGGGAGGGUUGUUCUAUUUGACUGCCGCGGGUUUAGAGACUCCGAUAUCCGGCACCCACUGGGAGCCGACGUUCCUUCGGAAGAUUUUUGUUUACUUGCUGUAGAGGAACCAAUAUCUACUUAUGUUGUACGGUUUGACGGCCGGUGGCGCCGUGCCGGCCCAUGUUACACGCAGUGACGGGCGGUGGGACUGGUCUCCCUCGCCGGGUUUUGAUACAUGACUUGUUUGACUGCGCUGUUACUAUGCUCUCGGGGUCGUCACAUCCACGCAGCAGCUGCCUGCGUGGGGGGGGGGGGGGGGAGUUCUAUGUGGCCUUCGCCCGCCGCUCGCGUUGUUACAUGUACCAGAUGGUUUGCGCAGAGGGCGUGAGAUGAUAUGACGCCACCCAUUAAUUGAACCAUUCGCCAUUUAGUGAGUUACGAGGAGACGUUUUGUAAAAAUAUAAUUAGCCGAGGCGGAUCGAGAAAGCGAGACGCUGAACUUUCUAGCAUGUCUUAUUCGCAAAAUACAGAUAUGUCGUAAGAA